Molecule: messenger RNA, 3981 nt
Organism: Astyanax mexicanus (Mexican tetra)
Lineage: Eukaryota; Metazoa; Chordata; Actinopteri; Characiformes; Acestrorhamphidae
Gene: prdm1a
Product: PR domain containing 1a, with ZNF domain
Exons: 7
Coding region: 190-2457 (755 amino acids)
Biological process (GO): regulation of transcription by RNA polymerase II; cell fate commitment
Cellular component (GO): nucleus; cytoplasm
Molecular function (GO): DNA-binding transcription repressor activity, RNA polymerase II-specific; RNA polymerase II cis-regulatory region sequence-specific DNA binding; histone deacetylase binding
Source: RefSeq, a predicted model, not a curated record
AAGACACACGCUCAGGCAGUCAGUCAAACUCGAGACGCUCACAGAACACACUCACCAUCUGGACUAGUGGUGGGACAGGAGAGGGAGAGAGAGAGAGAGAGAGAGAGAGAGAGAGAGUGGGAUAUAGAGGGGCGAUCUGCACCUGUCCCACAUACACACACAGAGGCGAGGGAGAGAUCAGACGGCUCUAUGUGUGGCUGGAACCAAAGUCUGUCGGCCGCCUCUCAGCAUAGCUCUGUCAUGUUGACCACUGAGGAGGCUCCCCACACCGCUGACCAGGUGGACGCAAAGAUGAACGUAGAGGACGCCGACAUGUCCAAGUGGACGGAGGCCGAGUUUGAAGAGAAAUGCACCUACAUAGUGAAGGACCACACGUGGGAAAACCCACAAGACAAGCCAGAGCUUACAAGGGCCCAGGCUUCACUCCCCCGGAACCUGGCCUUCAGACACUCAUCAGACUCCAAAGAGGUAAUCGGUGUAGUGAGCCGAGAGUACAUCCCCAAAGGCACUCGCUUCGGCCCUCUAGUGGGAGAGAAGUACACCGCAGAGAAUGUCCCCAAAGAUGCCAACAGGAAGUACUUCUGGAGGAUUUACACAGAAGGCGAGUUCCAUCACUUUGUGGAUGGCCUGGACGAGGAGAGGAGCAACUGGAUGCGCUAUGUGAACCCAGCCCAUUCACAGGAGGAGCAGAACCUGGCAGCCUGCCAGAACGGCAUGAACAUCUACUUCUACACAGUGAAGGCGAUUCCAGCUGACCAAGAGCUGCUGGUGUGGUACUGCUCCGACUUCGCCCAGCGACUGCACUACCCUCUUUCGGGAGAUCUCAUGAUGCAAAAGCUCAAACAAAGUCUGGUGGAAGCGAAGCAGCAAGCAUCUGAAGAAAUGCCAGUGGUGAAGAGAGAAUACACUGUUUCAGAGAUCCUGAAAGACACAUGGAAGGUACCUGCUAGGCCCCUGCCCACACGGCCUCACUGUCAAUACAGCCCUGACCGACCCAUCUACCCCCGUGUCAUCUAUCCCAUUCGUCCACAACCUCAUCACAUCAGAGAAGAAUUCUUGAAGGCAAGCACAGCUAUCUGCUUUGCCACUCGCUCACCUGGACAAUCCUCAUCCACCCCCAGCCCACCAGCACGCAGCAGCCCAGAGUCCAGUCCCCAGAGCAGUCCUGCACCACGGGAUCCUAGAGACUUACCUGCCCUCCCCUACAGUGCUAGCUUGGGCCACUACCCAGGCUUCUCCCCUCCUACUCCUAUCUCCUCCUUCUACCCCAAUCCACAUUACAUUCUGAGCCACUACUCUAUGAAUGGGGCUCCUCCAGUGGGGAGUGUGUUCCCCCGCAUGUACCCUUUCAUCAAUGGCCUACUGCCUCCUCACAUGCCCCACCCUUCAGCCAUGCUUCCUCCUGAGGGAGGCCGGAAUUUGCUUUUGCCGCCACCAUACAGGGACCUGUUGAUCCCACCCCCCAAGAGUGCCUUCCCUCAAGCAACAACCCCGAAGGACAAACCCCUGCAUGGGCAUGGACACCCUCAUGUCCCUGCUAGUGGAUCCCCCACGGCUGGCUGUGCAGCCUCCCCUGACCAGCAGCCUGCCAACCCUACCUCAGCCCAACCAAGCGCUGGACGUCUGGAGGAUGAGGAAAUCCGUCUCAGCAAGAUGAAGCGAGGCCCAGCAGGCUACAAGACCCUGCCAUACCCUCUGAAAAAGCAGAAUGGCAAAAUCAAGUACGAGUGCAAUGUAUGCAGCAAGACCUUUGGACAACUUUCCAACCUCAAGGUGCACCUGCGUGUCCACAGUGGUGAACGUCCUUUCAAGUGUCAGACAUGCAAUAAAGGCUUUACCCAGCUGGCCCACCUGCAGAAGCAUUACCUGGUCCACACAGGAGAGAAGCCCCAUGAGUGCCAGGUGUGUCACAAGCGUUUCAGUAGCACAAGUAACUUGAAGACCCACCUGCGACUACACUCAGGUGAAAAGCCCUACCAGUGCAAGCUUUGCCCAGCAAAGUUCACACAGUUUGUUCACCUCAAGCUGCACAAACGGCUGCAUACACGAGAGCGCCCCCACAAGUGCCCGCACUGUCACCGCAACUACAUCCACCUCUGCAGCCUUCGCCUUCACCUUAAGGGAUACUGCCUGGCUGCCAUGCCAUCUCCCUGCUGCAGCCUAGAUGAGCUCAAUCGCAUUAAUGAGGAGAUUGAGCGCUUCGACAUCAGUGACCACGCUGACCGAUUGGAGGAGAUCGAAGGCGUAGAUGUGGAGAGGCUGGUGGAGAAGCAGAUCCUUAGUCUGCUCUUCAGCCGGGAAAUGGACCUCAAGUCAUCGUACCACAAAGGCAGUGAUCUUCUUGGCCCACAUCUUUCCAGUUCCUACGGCCUGUACGAGCCAAGCAGCGAGACAUCGGUCAUUAAACUCCUGCCCGUCAAGGUGAAACAAGAGACUGUGGAGGCGAUGGAGCCUUAGCCCCAUCUCUAGCACACAGCCACUAAAAGACACGCUGUCCAUCAGCUCCAGCUCCCUGGGUCUGAGCGGUGGACAGCCACAGGUGUACAAAAUCCUUUUCAAAAGGAGCCAGGCUCAGGCCUUUGUCUUCAGGGACUUCUUGUACUCAGGGCUAAGAGGCACUGUUGCAGACUGCUAGCGGUCCAAUGUGUCCUACACUUACUUUAGAGACAAUCAUCUACUCUUAAAUUCAUAGUAAUAUUAUUGUUGUUAUUGAUGUUUCUAAUUGUUAAUCUUUAAUAAUAUUUGGUUCAGUUUAGUAUGCAAUCUCCUUAAUUUAUUGUCCGAUUUGUUUUCCUUUAAAAACAAAAAAUGUUUACAAUGACUUGGUAAUCAUUGCAAUUGGAUGUUAUGUAUAUUUUCUUUUGUCUUUUUUGUCAUUCUUUUGUACAUAGUUUCUUGCAGCCUGCAUUAGCUGUUUAAUUUGUUUGGCUUCUGAUUGUGAUAAUGUCAAACAAAAAUAAGGAGCUCACCUUAAUUCAGGGUUUUAAUUUCUUAUAUGCAGGCUGGUAUUUAAAAAACAAAACAAAGGUAGCUCUUUUUGUGGAAGGCUUUGAUGGAAUUUUGAAUAUGCCACAAUCACAUUGUUUCAAAUGUCGGGGGGCAGCAGGGCAAGGUUGCUUUUAGAUGACUUUCCCCACAGGCCUUUCUUUAAUCUCUGUCGAGCACUCCUCUGUAUAAAAAGGGCAUUUUAUAAUUUUUCAACAAGUUACCUCAAAUUAUGAGUGUGUGUGUGUGUAUAUAGUUCUAUUUGUGUGUUCUGAAGGAAGUCAGAGGCAUAUAUGAUAUUUAUUGCUUUUCUACUUGAAGAAGAAACCAAAUGUCCUGGAGUGCAGCUCUCCACGUGGUCCAAAUGAACAGGGGUCUGCUCGCAUGUAGCACACUGGCUAUAAAGCUGAGAGUACGUCUCUACUCACUCACUAAUAUUUUUGGAGCAAUACUGAUACCAAAAGGGGGAGGGGAUUGGGGAUAAACAAGGAAUGCGGAGCUAGUUACCAAAGUUCACUUACUUAAAGAGCAAUGCGUGUCUAUGAAGUGUUAGUUGCUCUUUAGCUGUUGUCUGUUCUGUAGAGGUUUUUUUGUUUUGUUAUUGUUUGCCCCUUUUGCGCUCAUGGAUGGCACAAACCAAAGCGCCUUGGUCUUUAUAUGCACUGGUUCUUCCUCAUCUUCCUCAUUUGUCUUGUAUCUGUACUUUUUUUUUUAUUUCUUUUCAGACCAGGUUUUGUUAAGUCCAGCUAUUAAGAUGAUCUAUUUUCUGAAGGCAACAAGACGUGCCGUAAAGCAGUAGCAUCUCCGAACUUCUUUUUCUAUCUCUUUCCUGAACUAUGACCAAAGUCUUCCCCACAUCUUCAGCUUUAAACAAACAAACAAAAAAAGACAAAAAGAAACUAAUCUGUCUCUGUUUACAUACUGGUUUACAUAGUUAUUUAAGUACAACUUGUUCAAAUGUAAAUUAUGAUAUAAAUGUUCACUGACCUAAUGAAA